Molecule: messenger RNA, 787 nt
Organism: Monodelphis domestica (gray short-tailed opossum)
Lineage: Eukaryota; Metazoa; Chordata; Mammalia; Didelphimorphia; Didelphidae
Source: RefSeq, a predicted model, not a curated record
AUGGAACCCCAGGAGAGUGCCUUCCAGUACAGCCAAUGGAACAACAGCCAGGAUGAGGUCAGCAUGAAUGUGUCGACCCCAGAGAACUCGGGCUGUGAGCGGGUCUACAAUAAACUAUGCACCGGGAAGCUGGGCAUCGCUAUGAAGGUGGUAGGUGGAAUCGUUCUGUUCUGGGUCAUCUUCAUCAUCGGCUAUGUCACUGGGUACUACAUCCAUAAGUGCAAGUAGCAAUUGUCUGAGCCUGCUGUACAACUUUUCCGAGGAGCCCUCCACCCCCCCAGAGACCUCUUACUACCUGGCCAACACCAUCAGACCAAGACUGGCCCUUGGGGGCACAUACACCUAUAGAGAUAGACACACACACACAUAUACAUAAAGGGACAAAUAUAGACCCAUAGACUCUUUUCAGAGAAAGAGAGGAUACGCUGAAACAAAUACAGAGGCAGACACUGGAUGAGAGAGAUACACCAAGCCAAAAAAAUUGGCCUGAGAGAGACUAGAAAAAUGAGACAGAUACACUGAUACAGAUACACAGAGAUGCUAAGAGACAGACAUACAAUUAGGUACACUCAGAAACAAAGACAUUUUUAGAUGGAACAGAGAUUGGCAGGACAACACAGAGACAUACAAGCUAAUUUACCAAAAGACUGACACAGAGAAAAACAGACACACACUAACAACAGAAACAAAUCUCUUCUCUCCUGUCCCAGGAUAGAAUUCCAGACCAAGCCAUCCAUAACCCAGCCCUCCCCUGCCACAUUCCAGCCCCAGCACACUCUGUUAUUGA